This is a messenger RNA of Quercus lobata, 926 nucleotides long. RefSeq names its product Exostosin family protein (gene MUR3). The record is from RefSeq and is a predicted model, not a curated record. Lineage: Eukaryota; Viridiplantae; Streptophyta; Magnoliopsida; Fagales; Fagaceae. Gene Ontology annotation, molecular function: glycosyltransferase activity.
UUGGGUAACAGACUUCUGUUCUUGCCUUCUGCAAAGAAUAUGUCCAUGCUUGUGGUUGAAUCUAAUCCAUAUUCUACUGAUUUUGGUAUUCCAUAUCCCACAUACUUACAUUUGGCAAAGGACUUUGAAGUGUUCAUUUGGCAAGACCGGAUGAGGAAAUUAGAAAGGAAGUGGCUCUUCUCCUUUGUUGGUGCCUUGAGUCCUGCCAAUGCCAAGUCAAUUAGAGAGCAAUUUGUUAAUCAAUGCAAGAACUCCAAUGGCUGCAAGCUGUUGGAAUGUGAUUUUGGGGAGAGAAAGUGUCAUUCUCCAAGCAGGAUAUGCAGAUCAUACUGAGCUCCUCUUUUCUGCCUGCAACCUCAGGCUGAAUCAUACGCUAGAAGAUCAGCUUUUAAGUCUUGUUCCAUGUUAGCUGGUUGCUUAUCUGUCUUCUUAACACAAUAGACUUAGCCUCUUCCAAGGAAUUAUACAAAGUAUUCGGUGUUCAUUCCAAAGGAUUGCAUCCGUAAGAGGAAUGUUAGCAUAGAGUAAAGGCUUCUUAAAAUUUCUCUUGAGCAGGUAAAAAUCAUGAGGGAGGAGGUUAUGUCUAUUCCAUGGCUGGUGUAUGCAGAUCCUCACUCUAAAUUGGAGACUCUUAUAGAUGCAUAAUGCAUUUGAUGUUUCUGUACAACAGUCAUUGACAAAAUUACCAAGCUGAGGAGGGAUGUCAUUGAAUGUCAUACAGAUGAUUUUAUUGAGGAGAAAAGUUGGAAAUAUGCUCUGUUGGAAGGGGGGCAGCAUGAAGUGGGGCCUCAUUGGUGGGAUCCUUUCCUUUUGAAGCCAUAUAAUGGCGAUGAGGGUUCUAGUGAUGCAUCUGCACAAGCUACAAAAAAUUCUUGGAAGAAUGAGUGGAGAUCUCAAUCAUGAAAGAGGUAAUGAUCUGUCAAUAU